AUGAGAAAGUCAAAGAAGAAUCUACCUCCGGGGCCACCAACAUUUCCUAUAAUUGGCAACUUGCACCAAUUGGGAUCGCAUCCUCAUCGUUCAAUGUUCGAAUUAUCCAAAAAGUACGGUUCUCUGAUGUCCGUGAAGUUUGGAAGUGUAUCUACCGUUGUGGCAUCAACAUCAGAGGUUGCAAAGGAUAUAUUGAAAACAUUCGAUAUAGAUUGUUGUUCUCGUCCUUAUUUGACUUAUCCUUCAAGGAUUACGUACAAUCAAAAUGAUCUCAUCUUUGCUCCUUACAACAAAUACUGGAGGGAAGUACGAAAGAUGACAUUCGUUGAACUCUACACCGCGAAAAGGGUACAGUCGUUUCGACAUGUAAGAGAAGAAGAAGUUGCAUCCUUUGUUGAUUUCAUCAAGGAAUCUGCUUCAUUGGAGAACCCUAUUAACUUCAACCAGAAGUUAUUGAAAUUAUCAGGAAGUGUGAUGUGUAGGGUUGGAUUUGGAAUAAAUCUUAAAGGGAGUGAACUUGAGAACACUUAUGAUGAAGUCCUUGUAGAAACUACGGAGGUGUUGGCGAGUUUGGCUGCAAGGGAUUACUUCCCCGUUAUUGGUAGACUCAUAGAUAGGAUUACGGGGUUGCAUAGCAAAUGUGAGAAAGUCUUUAAGACAUUGGAUUCGUUUCUUGAGCAAGCUAUAAAGCAUCACCUAGAAGAUGAAGAUACUACUAAAGAUGAUAUCAUUGACUUGCUACUCAAGAUGGAAAGUGGAGAGAUUGGACUUGGAGAGUUUCAACUUACUCGCAACCACACUAAGGGGAUUCUUGUGAAUGUUCUUGUUGCUGGAAUAGACACUUCUGCUCAAGCUAUGGUAUGGAUGAUGGCACAUUUGAUUGCAAACCCAAGAGUUAUGAAGAAAGUGCAAGCGGAGGUGAGAGAAGUGAUCCAAGACAAAGACAAUAUCACAGAAGACGAUAUAGAACGACUUGAGUAUCUCAAGAUGGUGAUUAAAGAAUCUUUUAGGAUAUCACCUAUUGUGCCACUUCUAGUUACAAGAGAGGCUACAAAGGAUGUAAAGAUUGCUGGUUACGACAUUCCUAAGAACACAUGGAUCCAUGUCAACCUUUGGGCUAUUCAUAUGAAUCCAAAUGAUUGGAAAGAUCCAGAAGCUUUCAUCCCGGAGAGGUUUAUGGAUAAUCAGAUUGACUAUAAAGGUCAAAACUUUGAGUUGUUGCCUUUUGGUAGCGGAAGGAGAGUGUGCCCUGGUAUGGGUAUGGGUAUGGCUUUGGUACAUUUGACUCUUAUCAAUCUUCUUUACCGUUUUGAUUGGAAGCUUCCAGAAGGAAUGGAGUCAAAGGAUGUUGAUCUUGAAGAAACAUAUGCACUUGUCUGUCCUACGAAGGUACCACUUCAACUUAUCCCGGUCCUUACCCAAUGGACUUGA
This is a messenger RNA of Microthlaspi erraticum, 1431 nucleotides long. The record is from the annotation of a GenBank genome assembly. Lineage: Eukaryota; Viridiplantae; Streptophyta; Magnoliopsida; Brassicales; Brassicaceae.